Entamoeba invadens IP1 is the source of this 690-nucleotide messenger RNA. RefSeq lists its product as hypothetical. The record is from RefSeq and is a predicted model, not a curated record. The coding region runs from base 1 to 690 and encodes 229 amino acids. Gene Ontology annotation, cellular component: Golgi apparatus; endosome. Lineage: Eukaryota; Evosea; Mastigamoebida; Endamoebidae. Gene Ontology annotation, molecular function: GTPase activity; GTP binding. The transcript has a single exon.
AUGAUGUGUGACAAUUUGAGAGAUAAGGAAAACCGAUUGAAUAUUGGAAUCUUUGGCUACCAAGAGACGGGGAAGACGUCCCUAAUUCAUGUCUGGUGUAACGAGCCGGUUAAUAAUGAAUAUAUUCGGACAACAGAAAUGGAAUAUAGUGAGUUAAAUGUGACUGUUUUAGAUACUACAAUCCCAUUAACUUUUGGAGAUUGUGGCUUUGAAGUCGUCGAAAAGUUUAUGGACUCCGGGUCGACAGCUUUACCCUUUCUUAAAGUCAUGAAUAUCCUUAUCUUUGUCUUUGCAACGAAUUCAAUAGACUCAUAUAACUUCUUGGAAGGAUCCCCUUCUUCAGUCUUUUUUAAUCCCGGCGCUAACGUCGAGCAGUACGUCAUAUUAAACAUGAAUGACUUGGAAGAGAAAGAUGAGACGAAAAAUCUCGUGAAAGAACACGCAGAACAAAAUAAUAUGCCUUUCUUUGUCACGUCGACAAAAAACCCCGACGGGUGUAAAACGGUGUUGAAUAAGAUCGUCAAUUCAUAUUUCGAAAAUAAUCCAAACGCUCUUGAAAAAUUUAAAAACAAUCCCCUCAACAAAAACACUAAAAAGAUAAAAUCUCAAAAAAGAAAGUCAAGCAAAACUCCUCAGAGUAGCCAUGAGGUCAACAAUCACAAUGACAAAAAAUGUUGCACAAUUGUUUAA